GAAUGAAGGAGAACAUCACCAGGACUUGUUUAAACUAAUUAUUUGUAAUUCCUAUGGAUCACAAGAAGUACAAAAAUUGACAGAUGAUGACAGUACCUUGAAACUAACUAGUCAAACUUAUAUCGGUUGUGAUUGGGAAUUUGAAGAUAAAGAGACUCAUUACAACACAAAAGAAGCUGAUGCAUAUGAAGAGCAUGAAUCAUGCAGUGCAACCAAAGAGCCCAAGAAGCCAAUUACAGUCUCCGGGUGUAUGGAUCUAUUUGUGAAUAAGGAAGUGCUAGGAGAGGAUGAUGCCUGGUAUUGCCCUCAGUGCAAGGAGCACGUGCAAGCUAGUAAGAAGUUUGAUCUGUGGAAGAUGCCCGAGAUAUUAGUCAUACAUCUCAAGAGAUUCUCUUAUAACAGGUACUUUAGAAACAAGAUUGAGUCGAAAGUUGAGUUCCCUCUUGAGAAUUUAGAUCUCUCGAAAUAUGUGGUGAAUGAAGAAGAGCCCCAGCCACUCUAUGAUCUGUUUGCUGUUUCUAAUCACUUUGGUGGGCUAGGAGGAGGACACUAUACUGCUUAUGCUAAGAACAAAGAUAAUGGGAAGUGGUACAGCUUUGAUGAUAGUCAUGUCUCUGAGGCAUCAGCUGACUCAAUAUGUUCAUCAGCUUCUUAUCUCUUAUUCUAUCAACGUAAGACUGAAGGAAGGCGUAAACCCGAGCCUCUUAAUCGUUCUCUUAGCGUUUCCUUUGAUGAAGAGGUAAAGGAAGAAAACAUCAAGUUUCAGAAGAAGCAGCAGCAGCAACAGCAAUCUAAACAAGCGAAUCUCAUCAAGGAAGAAGCUGAAGAAAACCAAGAUGGAGAGGUUUUAGAAACAUCAUUAUAACUCGUUUUAAUUUUUGUUAUUUUCUUUCU
Amphimedon queenslandica is the source of this 894-nucleotide messenger RNA. RefSeq names its product ubiquitin carboxyl-terminal hydrolase 15-like. The transcript is spliced from 7 exons. Bases 251 to 865 code for a protein of 204 amino acids. Lineage: Eukaryota; Metazoa; Porifera; Demospongiae; Haplosclerida; Niphatidae. Gene Ontology annotation, biological process: protein deubiquitination. Gene Ontology annotation, molecular function: cysteine-type deubiquitinase activity. The record is from RefSeq and is a predicted model, not a curated record.